Molecule: messenger RNA, 1896 nt
Organism: Botrytis byssoidea
Lineage: Eukaryota; Fungi; Ascomycota; Leotiomycetes; Helotiales; Sclerotiniaceae
Exons: 6
Coding region: 1-1788 (595 amino acids)
Source: RefSeq, a predicted model, not a curated record
AUGUCAUUUGGAUGGUCUGCUGGAGAUAUUGCGCAGGCAAUAUCUUUGAUUGUCAAGGUUGUAAAAGCCCUUGAUGAUGCAAGUGGCGCCCCCGAUGAGUAUCGCAAAAUGGCUGUCUUUCUUGAGAAUGUUAAUCUCACAUUAAAAAAUAUGCACGUCUUCGCUACAUUAGGGGUAUAUCCUUCGUAUGGAGAUGAGAUACGUAGACAAAUCGAGAAUAUUCGACCGCCUUUGGAGCUUUUUAUCAAAAUCAUGAAGAACUACGAACCACACUUAGGUAGCAAUGCUACACCCGGCUGGUGGAAAAAUAUACCCCGAAAGAUGUUAUGGACUUUCAAGCAUUUCUAUCACAAAUUGAAGAAGGAAAUAAAGGAUCAUUUGUUUACGCUCGACAAUCUUUUAAAUAGAUUUACAUUGGAAGUCGUCCGUACUCUUCCAGAUGAACUGAAACAGCUAUUCAUCAAUACUCUUGCCCCUCAGAUGAUUUCAGCUCUUGAAGUAAUGGUCAAUCCUGUACGCAACGAAAUAUCUCUGAUGCGAAACGAAGGGAGGAUGCAGCAAAAAGAACUACAUUCUAAAACAGAGGAAAUCAUUCUCUUGUUGCAAUCGCUCAAGAUGGAUGACUCCAAAUCUAAAAAUACUGGUGAUUUGGAUGUUACCGUUCACGAUAUAAAAGAGCACAUAACUAGUACGCUUAGAUCAACGUCCAAUAAUCCUCAAAAACCCAUCAUUGACAGUUGCUCACGAGCGGCAUGUAAAGCCGAUUCACUUCCUGCAACCAAUGUUUUGUUUCAAGCAAUGAGCAAAGGCCCGCUUGAAGCGAGCGACGAGGAGAUCGAACAAUCGUUACGAAAUAUAUAUUAUAGCAUUAUUUUAUAUGCAGGAAUGUUCCUUCGCAAUCUAUGUUUAUAUCUAGCCAACCGGCUGAUGUUGUCGAGGCCCUUGACACCCAACCUGCUUGCGAUAUAUCACAUAACGUUUCAUGAUGCACUUGGCCGCCCUCCGAGAGUUCUUCAGAUCGAUGUCUUUAAUAACUGUCAAGCCUUCCAGGCAUUUUUAUAUCAAUCGUUCUCUGAUACAGUAGGAAAACCCUGGGUAGAACGAGGGUCAUAUCUACUCGCGAAUAAAUCAGAAAAAUCUGCUCUGACGGCUGAUACCUGGUCGCGAAUCAUCAAGCCAGGGUGUCAUGUAGAAAUGACCAUGGUGCUUGACUAUAAUAACAAACUAGAAAACAGAUGUCCUGACACCAUUUGUUCGGGCGUCUUGAUCAAUAUGACCAAUUCCACAUGGAGGAAAUGUCAAUCUUGUCAAAAAGAGAUACUUGAACCUAAAAUUGCCAGCCAGAUUGAGAAAGCUUACGCUCCUACAUGGCAAGUGGCUAUGGAACAGCACGAGCCAAAGGUACCUGAGGCUAUUAAUACUGCAACUUUUGCUCGGUGCGUCUAUCGAUUAAAUAUUCAAUCUGCGAUUGCGCAAUCUGCGGAGCCUUUGAAAGUUCAAAAGAACAAUACAGGGCUUCCAAAGAUACAAUCUAAAUCUGUGCUAGAGCUGCACCGAAGCGAGUUGAAGUCUGAUGCGAGGCUUUCAGCUCGACCAUCUGCAACAGCUUCAGGAUCAUUGGAACGUCAUGUCUGUGUUUGGAGCUGUUGCUGGUGUCGAGAUUAUCGUGGAAACUAUACAUCUUCAGGGAUGACGACUAAAAUUACAAAUUGUCCAGUAUGUUCUCAUGUAAGAUGCAAUGAUUGUACCACUGAAUGGCUCAAGAUACGUAGCUAUUAUCACGGUUAAUAGGAUACACCAAUAUAAUUACAAUUGUAAUUGGAAAUUUCAAAGCGAACACAAUGAUUCUAGCAUUUUUGACAUAUACUAUUAUAUACAAUAUAAAUUACAUGAUAU